AUGGACGUGUCUCCCCUGGUGUUAGAGUUCCAAGGUACGUUCCCCUCCCACCAAUGGCGUGCCGCUACCACCGAAUACCUCACCCUCACCAAUAACACGCGCGAGCCCCUCGCGUUCAAGGUCAAGACCACCGCCCCUAAGCUCUACUGCGUCCGCCCCAAUGCCGGGUUAGUCGAGCCGGGCGAAGACGUCGAGAUCUCCAUCAUCCUCCAGGGGUUCUCCCAACCUUUACCUGCUGACUACAAGUGCAAGGACAAGUUCUUGAUCGUGUCGUUGCCGGCGCCUAAGGUCAAAGACCCGUCGCGGGUACUGGAGGAAUGGGGCCGUCUCGAACAGCUGUACGGCGACAAGUUGGUGCUGAAGAAAUUGCGGGUUAACUACUUCGUCACCGACGACCACUCCGACGUCGACAGCGACCGUGGCCACCACGACCGGAGCAACGGCCACGGCCACGGCCACGGUGCCGCCGCCGCCGCUGGCGGGGCCGGCGUCGGUGCUGCUGCAGGUGCCGCCGCUGCCUCCCAGCGCCACCACGACUCGGCUCCCGUCGACCGUGACCUCUCCCACCACCAAGCGCCCGCGCAAGACCUGUACCAACAACAAGCACCCCCCGCCCACCAGCAACCGGUGGCAGCGGCGCCCCCUCCUCAACAAUACUCGGUGCAGCAGCAACAACCCCAGGGCGACUACCAGCCGCAAAAGGCGAUUGUCACCGAGCCCAUCCAGGGCAUUUCCAUACAAUUGGCGGCGUUGCUCUGCUUGUUGUCGUUUUUGUUGGGGUGGCUCGCUUUGUAA
Messenger RNA from Diutina rugosa, 795 nucleotides. Its product is annotated as phosphatidylinositol-binding protein. The coding region runs from base 1 to 795 and encodes 264 amino acids. Gene Ontology annotation, biological process: endoplasmic reticulum membrane organization. The transcript has 2 exons. Gene Ontology annotation, cellular component: plasma membrane; endoplasmic reticulum membrane. Gene Ontology annotation, molecular function: FFAT motif binding. The record is from RefSeq and is a predicted model, not a curated record. Lineage: Eukaryota; Fungi; Ascomycota; Pichiomycetes; Serinales; Debaryomycetaceae.